Molecule: messenger RNA, 6110 nt
Organism: Monodelphis domestica (gray short-tailed opossum)
Lineage: Eukaryota; Metazoa; Chordata; Mammalia; Didelphimorphia; Didelphidae
Source: RefSeq, a predicted model, not a curated record
ACUGUGUGUAGUUGAAUUUGUUUACAUCUCCUAAAACAUACUGAGAACAUCCAUUUCUCAGUUUUUAACUGGAUUGAGCAAUCUUUGCAUUAUUUGAUUGAAACACUUGGUGGCGCUGUCGGCCACGGAGAGGAAAGGAAAAUUCCAGGUCAAAUCAUUCAGUCCCCUAGUCUGCAUUCCUUUCUGAAAAGCAGUCGGAUCUGGAAGGCUCUUUCUGGCUCUUCCUAAAUAUUAGCCUCUGCUACUGGAAACGUUGCAGCUAGAAUCCGAGCAGUGGACUCUGGUGCUCAUUCCUCAGUAUUUCCUAUUUGGAGCCACCACAACAGCAACGCUGUCUUUAGUGAUCAUUUGGGGUGGAGAACAGGAGUCAGUCAUGGCGCUCCCACCGCGGGAAAUGACCAGGCAAGUUUUCUUUGUCUAUACUUUUCUAUUUGGGGGGUUCCGCGUGGUUGGUGAAAGCAUUCGCUAUUCUGUAGCUGAAGAAAUACCGAUCGGUUCUUUCGUGGCUAAUUUUGCCAAGGACCUGGGGAUGGAUGUGAAAGUGCUGUCUUCCCGGCAGGCUCGACUAGUUGCAGACGGUCUCAGGGAACAUUUUCUAUUGGACUUGAAAACAGGGGAACUGGUCACAAAGGAUAGAAUAGACCGGGAAGUAAUAUGUGCCCAGAUAGACGAGUGCAUGGUCCAUUUUGAAUUAUUGCUGCAAAAUCCAUUGAAGUUCUUCCGGGCUGAGGUGGCCAUUUCUGAUGUCAAUGAUCACUCGCCUCAGUUUCCAGAGGAUAAGUUCAUUUUAAAGAUCCCUGAAUCGACUACCAUUGGGACUUGCUUCCCAUUAGAAAGUGCCCAGGAUUUAGACGCGGGGAAUAAUACUCUCCAGAACUACACGCUCACUCCAUCAAAUGAAUUCUUCGUUUUACAUACCUGGGAGCGCAGUGAUGGCAGCAAGUAUCCGGAGAUGCUCUUGGCAAAGUCUUUGGAUCGGGAGGAGCAGCCGGAAUUCGAGUUCUUGCUCACCGCCGUUGAUGGUGGAAUCCCACCCCGAACCGGGACUGCCAGCAUCCGCAUCAUUGUCCUGGACGCAAAUGACAACGCCCCAGUGUUCUCUCAGUCUCUGUACCGAGCUACUGUGGCAGAAAACAGUCCAGCAGGUUCUGUAGUGAGCACCAUAUUUGCAGCUGACUCAGAUCAGGGUAGUAAUGGAGAAGUGACUUACUCGUUCAGUCAAAAUGCUGGUAAAAGUCAUCGUGCUUUCCAUAUUGACCCUCUGACGGGAGAAAUUAGAAUCUCCAAACCCCUGGACUUUGAAACGACUGAAUAUUAUGAACUGAGUGUUCGAGCAACUGAUGGAGGAGGGCUAUCCUCUCACUGCAAAGUCCUCGUGGAGGUGAUGGACGUGAAUGACAACCCUCCUGAGGUGACAGUGACUUCUAUUUCUACCCUUCUCCCUGAAGACUCCUUAACUGGAACAGUGGUGGCCCUUUUUAGCAUCCGUGACCGGGACUCUGGGGACCACGGGAGAACAACUUGCUCCAUUCCCAAUGACAUCCCCUUCACCCUAAAACCGACUUUCAGCAAUUACUAUGAACUAGUGACAGAUGCAGCCUUGGAUCGAGAAAGGGUUUCUAGCUACAAUGUAACAGUCACUGCUAUAGACUUGGGGUCUCCUCCUCUUUCAGCUUCGGAGACUGUCACAGUGCAAAUAUUAGAUAUCAACGAUAACCUCCCUCUCUUCAACCAAUCUUCCUACACUAUGUAUGUAACUGAAAACAACAGCCCUUCCCUGAUGAUUGGAGGUGUGAACGCUACUGAUUCAGAUUCAGGGCAGAAUGCUAAAGUGACUUAUUCUAUCUGGCCUGAAAACAAAAGCUCUCUCUUUUCAUCCCCAUUAAUUUCCAUCAAUUCAGAAAAUGGUCAGGUAUACAUUCUGAAGACCCUUGAUUAUGAAGAAAUCAAAGACUUCAAAGUGACUGUGAAAGCAUCAGAUUCAGGGUCCCCUUCCUUGAGCACCAAUGUCACAAUAUAUGUUGUCAUUGUGGAUGAAAAUGACAAUGCUCCAGUUAUUUUAUAUCCUAUGCGGAACUACUCUGCUUCCUACAGUGAACUGGUCCCCAGAGCAGCUGAAGAAGGUUACUUGGUUACUAAAGUGGUGGCAGUAGAUAAAGACUCCGGUCAGAAUUCCUGGCUUUCCUACCAAUUGCUCAAGGCCACAGACCCUGAGUUGUUCAUUGUGUGGUCCCAUAAUGGAGAAGUUCGAACUGCCAGGUCCAUCAGUGACAGAGAUGCUAUCAAGCAAAAGCUCAUUAUCCUUGUGAGAGACAAUGGCAGCCCUAUGCUCUCUACUCCUGCAGCUCUAGACCUUCUUCUUGUAGAUGGCUUUUCAGAAUCCCACAUACAUAUUCCAGAUUCCAUUGAAGAAGAAAAGUAUGAUGGCACAUUAACUAUGUAUUUAAUUAUUUCAUUGACUUUAAUAUCCUUUCUCUUUCUAGUGUCCAUCACAAUCUUCAUAGUUAUCAAGGUAUAUAAGAGGAAACAGUUAAAAAAGAGAUCCCAUUAUCAUUUUGGUGAUGCCAAUAGUUUUCCGAGAAGUUUGGCAGAUAUUACUGGCACAGGGACUCUCUUUCAGACAUAUAAAUAUGACAUGUGUUUAGCAUCUGGUUCUGAUAAUAGUGAAUUCAAAUUCCUCAAACCUAUUAACCCUAGCUUCCCACCUCAACUGGAGAACAACGAAAUAUUCCCCAAAGGAAAUUAAAAUGCCUUCCAAGAUUGAUAUAGAGGAGAAAGGAAAAUAAUGAGAGUUUAUAUUGCUUUAUGUGUUUUCCAGAGUCAGAUGGGGAAGACUGUGUGACAAUUUCCAUAGUAUAAGCUUGUCCCCACAUGGCCUAUAUAUCUUUGUUAUGAUUACUAUUGAUUAGGGAUUCUCUUUUUUGAAAGCAUGUUUUACUUUUGUGGAGCUAUUUCCUAAAUGUAUAAUUUAAAAUGUUUCUUUUAGAUUCUAACAUACCUAAUGAGUAAUUUUUGGAAGUAUAAUAUGGGAUCAUAUCUAGUCAUCAGUCAAAUAAUGAGUGUUUAGAUGCUUUAACUUAAAUGUACUACACAGAAUGCCAAGAAUAAAUCACAGAAAAGUUUUGCAUUGAGAAAGGGAAAAAAGAAACGUUGAGAAUAAAUGUAUCAGUAAUGCUUCUUUUGGCUCAGUCUAGAAUAAUUGUCUUGUAUUUUAUGUUUUUUAAGAGCUGGAAGAUAUUUGAAGGAAUGAUUGUGGUUUUAAAUAUUAAUGUUAUCCUAAAGAUUUUAUUUCCAAUGUGCUGCAUUGGUUCUUAUAUAUUAUUAAUUGCAUUUCUAGAGAAAAAAAUUUGGAAGGCCCUCCAAAAAAGAAGUGAGGGUUAAUGAAUAUAAUGAAGCAGAACUUUCCUCAUCAUUCCUAGUAGUGAUAUUAAGAAAAAUAUCAAUAAGAUGAUAAUACAAUUUAUAUCAGUCUCACAAAUUCUCUAACACAAGAACAAUUUUCAAUUCUUUUCUUUCAUUCCACAUCAUUACCAUGUGCUAUUUGUUUUGUAAUGCAAUAUUUUUGUGAGUUGUUUCUUUUUCUAAUAUCAGAGAUGUAACACAGUCACAUCAUGUAUAGGGUACUACAAGAUUCUCCCAAUCAACCUUCCUACCUGUCCUCUUUUGAGUUUACUCUAGCAACUUAUUCUAUGCAUGCCUGAAACAAUCAUCUUCAAGUAUAGAUGAAAUUCCCAUUCUUGAAGUCUGAUUUGCCUUCUAGUUACUCUGCAAAUCAAAUUAAAAUUGUGUGAUUUUUUUUUUGGGGGGGGGAACAGAAGAGAAAACAAGAAAAAUAGUUACUGUGGCUAAACUAAUUUGCUUAUGUAUGGCUUAAUGAUGAAUCCAUAUAUAAUAGAGUCAUAUCAUUUAUAAAAAAAAAAAAACAUGUUUAGGCACUUCUUUAGUAAAUUCCACUGUGCUUGCCACUAAAGAAGACACAAAGGCAAACAUGAUAAAGCCUCUACCCUUAAGUAACCGAUAGUUUAGUAGGGGUGAAUAAUAUACACAUUUAUGACUAUAUUAAGUAAUACAAACAGUAUGAUAAGAUCAAAGUUUCAAAGCUGGAAGGGUCCUCAUAGGUAAUUUCAUCCAACUUCUUCAUUUUACAGAUGAGGAAACUGAAACCUGGAGAGGUAAAGUGACUCCCAAAGACAUUCAUAAAAGAAGUAAAAAGAAGUUUAGAGAUCUAAUUAGAGGAUAAUCCAUAAAAAACUGUAAUGGCAAAUCAAACAUAAAUUUUUAGCUGAUUUGAUCUUAUUUUUAUUUUUUAAGUAUUUUACUUUCCCUCAGUUACUUGUAAAAAUAUUUUUAAUAUUCCAAAUUCUCUCACACCUUUUCUUCCUCCCUCUCUCCUUAUUAAGAUAUUUAUUUCAUUUAAUUGGCAUGAGAAUUUGAUUUUACUCCUCUUCCAACAGACAUCUUAACUCCUAUUCCUCAUCACUUGUUAUUCCACUCAUUCUACAUCUAAAACACCACAGCACCAUAUUGUGGAAUAUCAUUGUUUAUUAUCUUUUACAACUCAUGGCUUUUCCUUUUUAAAAACUCUGAAACUCAAAUAGAUGGAUCUGCACAUUGCUCCUUCUAACAAUCUUCAAGAACCAAGCCAGGAAGCUCACUACAUCUACAAAGGUGGGGACAAGGGAGAAAUGAUACUGGAAAUGGAGGAUAUCAGUGUUACCUUAAAACCUAAUCCACCAUCUGCAGCAUUGGACAAAGAAAUAGCCUUUGUCUUCUAGAUUAGCAAUGUUCCAAUUGUCUUAUUUUUCAUUUAAAUACAUACCCUACCCGACUUCCUCCAAGUCCUCCUUUAGUACAUUUUGGACCCAAUUGAAGUCUGUGGCUUUUUCAUCCAUUUUUUGCGCGUGUGUGCCCUCCAUUACUAGCUUUCUAUUCAGUCUUUCUUGCUGCUGCUCUUAGUGGUUUCUAAAUGAUUUUUGGCUGAUUUUGUGACCAGCAACUCCUAUAUUUCUCAGAAUAUAAUUUUCUUAAUACUUGCAUGUAUGCCUUUCUAACUCUAAUUGGUUCUAUCUGUAUUUGUCUAUAAUUUGUUUAUGCAUUUUAUUAUUUUUUAUGUUUCAUUGAUGCUCUUUUUAAAAAAAUCCUGUCACUUCCUAAUUAUUUGCAAUGGCCAACCAGCAACCAUUGCACAAAAGGAAUUCCUAGUGGGUAAUAACUUGAGGAGGAGAAAGAAGUCGGGAGAAAGGGUUAAUAAAUUGAGAGACACACAGAUUAAUUGUUAUGUAAGGAACAGCGCUUGUUCCUUUAAUAUCUUCCCUUGUAGGGUAUUCAGUGAAGGGAGAUAUGAAUAACCAAGAACAGGUGGGAUGGAGAAUUCCUAGAUAGGAAUAGAAAUCAGGUGUGAGAAUAGAAAUCAGGUGAAGACAGAGUGUGUUUGGCAGAGAUGGAAGGCUAACCACCUGAUGCCAGAACGUCAGCUAGAGGUUAGGUGAGAGGGGAAUAAAAGAACAAAGAAAGAAGAUCUUUAGAGAUCACAGUGGGGCUCCAGAGAAGGAGCAUUCCUAUGGCAAGAAGUGGGAGGCACAUAAUGCAUAUGCAACAACACAUAGUGGAUCGCCAUUGGUUUAAAUGUAAAUUACAAUAAGUUCCAGGGUGGAUAACUUUAGCCCAGGAAAGACAAAGAAGCCUGGAUUCUCGCCAGAAUGUUGAGAAUGGUGAGAACAAAGGUCAUGUGGCCAAGUGAGACCUUCACUGCUCAUGCACAGAUCUGUCCAUGCAUCUCUUAGUACAAUUCCCAUACAUCAAACAUAUACCUUAUACAUACACAUGUGUGGACUGUUACAUUAUUCCUCAUCUUUACUCUGUAAACUUGCUCAUUGUAACAUUCCAAUCAAAGGAAAUCUGCACAUUAGCUGUCUAAAAAUGUAUUCUUCAUUCUUUGCCAAGAGGGAGUAAGCAAGCUUCACCAACAGUUCUCUAAAGUACUGACAAUUGGCCACUGUAUUGUUACAAAUUCUAAAGUCUUUCUGUGUUGUUUUGCUUUACUCUGUUUUUGGUCAGCAUGUGAAUUGUUUACCUGGUUCUGCUCAGUUCAAUAAAACAUUUCCAUUUUA